UUCCGCUCACACACCUAGUAAGAAAUCCCCAGAAAGGGACGGGAAGCAAGAUGUCUCCCGCUGAGCAUUGCAGCAUCCAGCAGCAUAUGCAGGUGAUAAUGGAAGAUAUCCUGACUUGAAUGUGCGGUAAACACAGAAAAAAAAAGCUCCUCCAGUGUUGUUUCCUGCAAAGACCAUUCUUAAGAGCUCGUUGGACAGCGCAGGGCUCUUGAAGUGAUAGCUAAUUGGUGAAAGAAAGGCCCCGAUUGUCUUGAGGGAGCUGGAAAGUGCUGCGUGUGCUGCUGAAAGGGACUAGGGAGAAGGUGCCUGGUUUCGCUGAGCAGCUGCUGCUGGAGAUGUUUGGAGAUUACAUCAGCAUUGGAAAGAAGGGGCAAAAAAAAAAAAAAGUCCAACUUCACAGAGACGGAGUUUAUGGAGUUUUUUUUCCUCCUUCCAAAGGUCUUCUGACAAUACUGUCAUUGUCAAUAUAGGAGUUGUUAAUUCUUUAUGAAUAGCACAUGGGGCCUCUUGACUAAAUAGUACGUUACAUGUCCCAAAUCUGUCAGCUGGACUCUUCUCUCACAUGCUAGUGAGAUCACUUUGAUUGGAAUGUUACAGGAAUUGCUGGGCCGGCCACGCAGAACUGAAUACUGCAUUAUAUAAUUAGAUCUCCCAGAGUAUUUUUUUCACAUUACCUCAUUAUUCUAGCUUAAAUAUGGAAUCAGUCCUUUUGAUGAUUUUACUGGUUGUAAUUAUAUUAAUACGAUUCAUUUUGUGGUCCUGUCUUAGUGCUUAUAUAGAUUAUAAACUGGCCCGAAGGUUUCCUGACACAAGAAAAGCGGACUAAGAGACUUCAGAAAGCUUGUUUGGAUUUGAAUUGACAAUGGGGAGAGCUGGGUAAGGUAAAUGGAGCUAGAGCAGAUUUUACCUUGGGAUCUGAUGAGAGAGAAAUGACCUGUUGAGACCGCAACUGAGUGAAGAUUCUUCAGAAAGCCUCAUGCUGACAGAAGAGAAAAAAAUGGCAACUGAUUGAGUCAAAUGGUUUCCUGUCAAACCCAGGCGUGAAUUUGUUGUUGGGAACAGACUUGCGGACUUUUGCCAGUUAAAUGAUCUGGACAAGCUAGAAGAAAUCCUAUUGCUGGGCAGUCCAAGACUGCCAGUGGUCCAGUCUUGGUAUGUGAAGUGUGAUGGCGUGCUGCCUGCUGGGCUGACUGCUGGGCUGUACGUUAAGACGUUCAGCUGCACAGCCCGCCUGGAUGCACCAACCGACUGCGCCUGAAUGAAGCUGAAGGCUACCGGCUCGGCUUAGUAUCCACGUGCCAUGCUGUGGACUUGCAGGAGUGGAUUUUUACCUGGUUGGCUGACUUGCUACCAAAUUCCUCGUGGUUCCUCCUGGUCAGUUGGAUUUGAAACUGACUGAUUUCCACUGGCUAUAAUCUGCUGAAUGUUUGUGUUUCUUAGCAAGCGAUAUAUCUGAGUACCAGAAUGAGCCCGACACCACCGGAAUAGUCUGUUCCAUGAAAAGCAGAUCUGUGCCGCAGAGAUCAUCUGACGGACUCUAGCUGUGCGUCAGCAGCACUGAGGGGUGUGGGGGACAUGACAGCAUGACAUGCAGUGAGUUUUGGUUCCAAAGCCCUGCAAAAUACCUUCAUUUCUAGCCUUUAAUAAGGAGCUUAAUAGGACGCUGAAGGACACCAAGACCAUAGUGACUUGGGAUUGUUUGGUUAUGAAAUAAGUGGUUCCAAGUGAACUGUCUGCUUUCAAACAGAUGUUAUAUUAAGUCAAACAUCCGAAAACCUUACUGUAUAUACAACUCAAUUUAACAUCUGCUUUUAAGAACUCAGUUUUUCUACAGUACAAGUAGGAAAAGUUUAUUGCCUUGCCUGAGAAAUGCAGUGUCCUUGGCCCGGUCCCCUUCAAAAAGGAGAAAAAAAGUCCUUUUUGGGUUGAUAAUUUUCUGUGUCAUGUAAAAGUGAAGGUUGCCACUUCAGAAACUGGCUUCUCUAUCUCUUGAUAGCUCACGUGAUGAUAUCAGAGUUCAGCCUAGGUAAAAACCCACAGCAUUCCCAUAAAGAGUUUCUAGCCCAUACAUCACUCACUCCUACAGGCUUGUCUCAUCAGUAACUGUUAAUCAGCCCUUAUCACUUUGUCUUUUGAAGCCUCCUGAAAUUCAGACAUGAGAGGUGGUAUGUGUUUAUCUGUGGAACAGGGUAAAUGUCAGGUCAAUUGAUUUCAGCCUCAGAUUUUAUUUAUGGUGGAUGACCGAUCUACAAAACAGCCUGCAGUGCCUGAAGAUGCAUGUCAUGGACUUGAAGUCUAGCCAGAUGACAAUAAAUCAAAUGUAGAUGUAACGAACCCCCUUGUCCUUUUCUGUGGUUCUUAAUUUUAAUGAUGAUUCUGUCCUUUUAAUUUCUUUUUUUUUUUUUUUUUUUUUCUCCCCUCAGCACCCGCACACCACAAAGGGAAAGGGAAAUGUUGUCUACUUGAUGUGCAGACAUACCUUUGAUAAUAAGUAACUGGAAGAACAGGCUCAGUGAUCCAUUUUUCUUCUUUCAGUUAGUCAUAGUUAUUCUUAGCAGUUGUAUGCAAAACAAGUUUGUAGAUAAAUGAUAGUGCCUUUAUUAUAUUUGAUAUUUGACAGUGUCAUAGUCAUAUUGUUUAAAAAUGCAGAUGUAAUGAGAAAUUAUACAUGUGAAGUUGUGGGUUAAUGUCUUUAACGUUUGGUGAUAUGCGGAACUG
Phalacrocorax carbo (great cormorant) is the source of this 2718-nucleotide messenger RNA. The record is from RefSeq and is a predicted model, not a curated record. NCBI's taxonomy places the organism in Eukaryota, Metazoa, Chordata, Aves, Suliformes, Phalacrocoracidae.